GCCCCCUAGCGGCCACGAGCUAGUUUUCUCCCUUAGAACAUAUAUUCCGAUCGAGAAAGAAUUCACGUCAUUACUACGUCAACUUCAAGACCGGCAAAACGAAUUACACACUGUUCUUGCGAAUUUCGAUAGUUAUUCUGAUCCAUAAUCGUCUUAUUGAGGUCUACUUCUUCAAUACUGCAGUUUAAAAAACAGAAAAUGAGAUUCAGAGGGCAGUUUUUGUUGCUCACCUUAGCUCUUGUAACCCUGGCUGUGGCCAAGGAAGAAAAAGAGAAGAACAAGGAGGUAGGGACUGUAAUUGGCAUUGAUUUGGGAACCACCUACUCUUGUGUGGGUGUCUUCAAAAAUGGCCGUGUUGAAAUCAUCCCGAAUGAUCAAGGAAACCGUAUUACUCCAUCCUAUGUUGCUUUUACUGCUGAUAAUGAACGCCUUAUUGGUGAUGCUGCCAAAAACCAACUUACUACCAACCCUGAAAAUACUGUAUUUGAUGCCAAGCGUCUCAUUGGACGUGACUGGACAGACCAUACUGUUCAGCAUGAUAUCAAGCUCUUCCCCUUUAAGGUGAUUGAAAAAAAUGCAAAGCCCUACAUCCAGGUGGAAACUUCUCAAGGAACCAAAGUGUUUGCCCCUGAAGAAAUCUCAGCUAUGGUUUUGGGAAAGAUGAAAGAGGUUGCAGAAGCUUACCUUGGCAAGAAGGUCACCCAUGCUGUUGUAACUGUCCCAGCUUACUUCAAUGAUGCUCAGCGUCAAGCCACCAAAGAUGCCGGAGUCAUCGCUGGGCUCAACGUGAUGCGCAUCAUCAACGAACCAACUGCUGCCGCCAUUGCUUACGGUCUUGACAAGAAGGACGGAGAAAAGAACAUCUUGGUUUUCGACUUGGGAGGCGGUACCUUCGAUGUAUCCUUAUUGACCAUUGACAAUGGUGUCUUCGAAGUCAUCGCAACAAACGGUGAUACCCAUUUGGGAGGCGAAGACUUCGAUCAGCGCGUUAUGGAACAUUUCAUCAAAUUGUACAAGAAGAAGAAGGGCAAAGACAUCCGUAAAGACAACCGUGCUGUCCAGAAGCUUCGUCGUGAGGUCGAAAAGGCUAAGCGUGCUCUUUCCUCGGCUCACCAAGUCAGAAUUGAAAUCGAAAGCUUCUUUGAGGGCGAUGACUUCUCCGAGACUCUGACUCGUGCCAAGUUUGAGGAACUUAACAUGGAUCUCUUCCGCUCAACCAUGAAGCCUGUCCAAAAAGUCAUUGAAGAUGCUGAUAUGAAAAAAACAGAUAUUGAUGAAAUCGUCUUGGUCGGAGGAUCCACCCGUAUUCCGAAGGUGCAACAACUGGUCAAGGAAUUCUUCAACGGCAAAGAACCCAGCCGAGGCAUUAACCCUGAUGAGGCCGUCGCCUAUGGCGCUGCUGUUCAAGCCGGAGUUUUGAGCGGAGAACAAGAUACCGGUGAGAUCGUUCUUCUCGAUGUCAAUCCUUUGACCAUGGGUAUUGAAACUGUCGGUGGAGUCAUGACCAAGUUGAUUUCCCGUAACACUGUUAUUCCAACCAAGAAGUCACAAAUCUUCUCCACCGCCGCCGACAACCAACACACAGUCACCAUUCAGGUUUUCGAGGGAGAACGCCCAAUGACUAAAGAUAACCAUCUUCUCGGCAAGUUUGACUUGAAUAACAUUCCGCCUGCUCCACGUGGAGUUCCACAAAUCGAAGUCACAUUCGAAAUUGACGCCAAUGGUAUCCUUCAAGUGUCGGCUGAAGACAAGGGAACUGGCAACAAGGAAAAGAUUACUAUUACCAACGACCAGAAUCGUUUGACCCCUGAAGAUAUCGAACGUAUGAUCCGUGAUGCCGAAAAGUUUGCAGAUGAAGAUCAGAAGCUUAAGGAACGUGUCGAGGCCCGUAACGAGCUGGAGUCUUACGUCUACUCUCUGAAGAACCAAAUUGGUGACAAGGAGAAGCUUGGGGGAAAAUUAUCCGAAGCAGAGAAGGAAAAAAUCGAGGGUGUCAUUGAUGAGAAGAUUAAGUGGUUGGAGAACAAUGCUGAGGCUGACUCCGAAGAUUUCAAGAGACAGAAGAAGGAUGCUGAAGAUAUCGUUCAACCUAUCAUCGCCAAACUUUAUCAAGGUGCCGGCGCUGGUUCGCAAUCCAAAGAUGAGGAAGCUGAUGAUUCCAGCAAAGACGAGUUAUAAACUAAUUCACAUAAUUAAAUAAUUGCUACAAAACACUCUACUGAGAGCUCGAAUCGUUUUUCCAAUACGUGCGAAGUUACGACGUGUCCUGCUUCGCAAUUCUCGAGUCUGUUUAUAGGAUAACACCAUUAACUUAUCCGUGAUUUUAUUUAGUUAUUUUUGAUUUUGCGUGAAUGAGAUGAAACAGUUUCUGUCUAUGUUCUGUGAAGUUUAUUUGGAGGGGUAAUACAUGAAUGAAUGUUCUUUACAA
Daphnia magna is the source of this 2428-nucleotide messenger RNA. It is a transcript of the gene Hsc70-3, whose product is annotated as endoplasmic reticulum chaperone BiP. Gene Ontology annotation, biological process: cellular response to unfolded protein; protein refolding; endoplasmic reticulum unfolded protein response. Lineage: Eukaryota; Metazoa; Arthropoda; Branchiopoda; Diplostraca; Daphniidae. The coding region runs from base 199 to 2178 and encodes 659 amino acids. Gene Ontology annotation, molecular function: ATP binding; heat shock protein binding; ATP hydrolysis activity. The transcript has 7 exons. The record is from RefSeq and is a predicted model, not a curated record. Gene Ontology annotation, cellular component: cytoplasm; membrane; endoplasmic reticulum chaperone complex.